Messenger RNA from Nematostella vectensis (starlet sea anemone), 3352 nucleotides. RefSeq lists its product as uncharacterized. The transcript has 10 exons. The coding region runs from base 322 to 2538 and encodes 738 amino acids. Lineage: Eukaryota; Metazoa; Cnidaria; Anthozoa; Actiniaria; Edwardsiidae. The record is from RefSeq and is a predicted model, not a curated record.
CUCCUAACAUCAGUACAAAAAUCAUUUCUAGUUCAUUUAGGACAAGUCCCUCCCCCCUUGGGUUUCCUUUCUUCCCUGGGGACAGACGCUAAAUGAACGACUGUCACGUCAAGCCGACUGUCUGUGGAAGACAGAAUGCUUCAAAUGAAGUUUGCGCGCUGAAACGACACCCUUAAUCAUAUCGACCACGGAAUUCCAAGCCACAUGAGCACUUUUCGUGGAUACCUGGCUCUCUGAGAGGAAAUAGCUACUCAAAUUGUCAAAAAUUUCUGUGAGACAGUACAUUUAAGUCUAUCAACAACUGUCCAGAGGCCUGGGGUAAUGGAGCUACAAGUGUAUUCCUCUGAGGAGCAACUAGCCAGUCGUCACUCAUCUACUUCAGACUUCGGCAUGGAAGAGAGUCCAUCAUCUGAGGUAGAUGUUGAGGGAGGUCAAGAUGGUCUGGAGUCAAGUGAUUAUAUUGCACCUGUAGGGACUACAAAGGAAUACUCUAGGAAUUUGACCCCGACUCAUCAGACCAAAAAGAACCUCUACUUGAAACUGGACGAGAUUCUUAUUGACGCCCUUCACAGGGAGUUUGAGGUGUACCCUGGUGCUACUGUAGACAGGAUAAUCAUGGUGAAUUUCCUCAGUAAUGUUGUUGUGAGCAAUAUCCCUUCAUUUCCUGACCUGCAGAAGAUCAUGUGUUUACGGGACACGGUGUUGACAGCAAGGGUGAAGAGAGCCUUUCCUGAUGUUGAGUAUAAGCGCAAGCAGAUAAGACAGGAUCACUUUCGCAAGGCUUGGCUGUAUGUAAACAUCAGGAAAAGGUUAAAAUCCAAGGAUGAAGAUAGAAACAAUGGACAUACUGACUGGGAUAGAAAUUAUGAAGACGCACCACAUCACGACUCAAAGUCCAAGCCACAAGCCACUGUUUCCUGGAAAACAGAAGCAAGUCCCUCAACUGAGCCAAGACCCCUGAGACACCACCACUCCCACCACUCACCCCUCAACACGCCAGCCCUACCCCAACACACCAUUACCAGGAAAUCUGGAAAAGAAAGGCAGACCAGAUCAGAAAAGAAGUCUCCUGCAGCCAAAGAAGACAAGUCCCUGGUCAAAAUUGCGCCAAUGCCGAGUCAGGCCCCUGGAACGCCUUCAGCACCCGCGGUAACAGAGUAUAAUCCACAAGAGAGGUCUGCGGUGGUCGUCGAUAAUUAUUCCAUUGCAAAAUGGGUUAAGUCUCAUUACGUGGAGGAUUCUUCGUCGUACGUCCCUGUUCAAGACGUGGUGAAGACGUUCAAGCAGUCUUUUGGUCUCGAAAUCACAUACAAGGAGUGCCAUCAGAUGAUCUACUCAGCUUUCACAAGCCCAAGACAGCGGACAUGUCCGUUAAAGACCGUCCGGGUUUCGUCCAUGGGGGCCCAGUACGUGUAUAGGGGAAUUGCACCCGCAAAGAAUGAUGGUUCUACUGAGAGCGACACGAAAUCGUAUGACGACUCUGCAUCACCUCCUGAGCCCACUGUAGUCUCUCUCAGCGGUAAUCCCAUUCAAGACGAGCGCGAGGAGAUCUGGCAAAAACUCGUGGAGGAGAUGAAGGUCGAACGCGACCAGGCUGUCACCGAGCGUAACCAGGCCUUGUCGGUACUAAUGGAAGUCGAGAAAGAAUACUCAAAAGCGCUGCUUAUGAUCGAAGACCUACGCAAAGAAAAAGACAUCGUCAGGGUAGAACCCAGGGGGGAAACGGCAACGAUACACCACAGGGCGACCGGCCAUGAAGAUACGAAAAAUACAAAACCUGCUCAAGAGGUUUUACUGACACACCACAGGGAUCCCGUUAAUGAAUCGGCCAGCCCCCACAGGGAUACCACUCAAGUACUCAGCACUUACAUACGGGACCACAUAUCACCGCGUACAUUUCAUUACUACCCAGAGCGCUUAGCAGCUAAUGCUGCGUCACUGUCAGAGGAUGAAGACCACAUCAAGGAAGAGAGAGAUCAAAUUUGGAGCUCGAUGCUCGUCAAGACUCGGAGGGAGCGAGACGAGGCGAGGAGCAGACUUGAGAUUGUCAAAAAAGAGAGGGAUUGUUAUCUUGAGAGGCUUCACCACCACGAAAAAGAGAACCAGCGGCUUCGUGAUAUGGUCGGAUUGCAUGUCGGGGCAGAAGUCUCGACCACUCAUGUCAUCAGGCCUCUGCCGACUUUUGCGCAUGCGCUUGGCACAAAUAGCGCUGACCCCAGCGAUGACGUCAGGGACGGAAAGGAGGCCCUGGAUACGGUGCUCUCCCGCUUGAAGUCAAAACGAAAACAGAGCACGCCAACCAAACUCAGCAAACUCCCUCGAUUAUCGCGUGAAAGUCCCCAAGACGCGAGUACCAAUGGACGCCUGACUCCAGUUGACGUCACGUCCGGUGGAAAUGCAUCUGAAGUAAAAUCCGCUGACUGCUCGGAAAGUCCUGAGAGUGAGACAAUCUGUGAGGAAAAAGACCCGGAUGAUAUGCUGCUGUUCUUUGAAGGCAGUGACAUGGUAGCCUUCCGUCCACAUCCAAUGGAAACCUGACCUUGUGCAUUCCCGUGAGGCCGUGCAAGCUUACCUUCACUGCCUCAAUCUCGAGCAUUGUUGGAGGGAGACUGGUUAGGGGUGGCGAACUUCUUUGAAAUGUGUCUUUGAUCAGUUUUUCAUGUUGUCUCCUCUACUAGCCAUGUCACGAGACACGGAAAUUCCCGAUGUAGGACCUUACAACUGCCGUAACCAACCGAGAAGUGUGAAGGACUGUUGUGUGGGACAGCUCGGCCGAGGCCGAAUGAUGAUGUACAUUUACAUUAGUAGAAAUCCAGGCUUGUUCGUGUCGUUACCGUAUCGCUACCGGGAUACCGUAGUUUGCCGUGAGGUUAACCAACUCCGGGAGAACCAAAUCUAGGAAGAGGGUUAGGGGUGACGUCACUUUAUACAUUACAGGGAACCCAAAUCAUCCAAGAAAGAUGAAAAAACGCCUGGGAUUAGGUUGACAGUGAAUGGUGAAGAUGUGGUAUCCCAUCAGUCACUUUGCAUCUAUGUAUAGCAUGCUGUAGUGAUAGUGUAUUGGCAUUUUACGAUAGAGAAUCUUGUGGAUUGUGACCGGGAUGGAUUAUAAGCUCGUAUUUUUUAACUUUAAUGCAAAUAGAAAAUUUGGGUGAAUUCCAGGUUUGAGUUUGAGGCAAGUGAUAGUUGGCCACACAUCGUGUCAUUAGUUCGUAAACGCUAUGUUAGGCGGUCGGUCUACAUAUUUCAAGCUAAGUUGCACUCGCAGAAUUCAUGUAUCGUAACCCGUAGUACUCCAUGGGCAUAGAAUAAAUAUGCAGAUAAGAGUGAAUAAAAACUAGUAAGACAGAAA